AUGUUAUUCUCACUACUCUUCCUCACCUCCAUCCUAGCAUUUCCCCUGGAUAUGAGUCUUUCGGACAGAUCACUCGUUAAAAGAUACACAAACGUUCAAAUCGUUUCACAACGUAAUGGUCUUUGUCUAGCUGUAUCUUCUCCACCAACAGUUGGGAAAGUGGUCAAUACUAUCUCUUGUGAUGAAGAAGGUUGGGAAACUAGAUGGGAUAUACAACCUGGUUCUACUCACGUUUUGUUAAGUGGGACAGAAUGGGCUUUGGAAGAAGGAGGUAGUGGGAAUCAUAUGAAUGGGAACGAUUUACAAAUUUACGGAGAAGUAGAUACAGUAGGACAAAAAUGGUUUUUGACUGAUGAUAAUCGUAUCGCUAUUGAAAAUUCCGGUUAUUGUAUGGAUGAAGGUGAUAAUGGACCACAAACAUGGGAAUGUGUUACGGGUAAUACCAAUCAAGGUGAAUAA
Messenger RNA from Tremella mesenterica DSM 1558, 459 nucleotides. RefSeq lists its product as uncharacterized. Bases 1 to 459 code for a protein of 152 amino acids. Lineage: Eukaryota; Fungi; Basidiomycota; Tremellomycetes; Tremellales; Tremellaceae. The transcript has 2 exons. The record is from RefSeq and is a predicted model, not a curated record.